AUGAAGCUCGAUACCAAAGCCAUGCGCCACCUCGCAGCGGAGGAUUGGCGCGUCCUGACAGCCGUAGAGAUCGGCAGCAGGAACCACGAGGUCGUCCCGACCCCGCUCAUAGAAACCCUCUCGAAGCUGCGCGGCGGCGCCGGCCGGGUGCACCGGUCGAUAGCGGCUCUCGCAAAGGCCGGCCUGAUCGCGCGCCUCAAGGAGGCCCGGUACGAUGGAUACCGGCUUACGUACGGCGGCCUAGAUUAUCUCGCCUUGCACACCUACGCGAGCCGCCGCGAGGUCUACAGCGUCGGGGGCCGUAUCGGCGUCGGCAAGGAGAGCGACAUCCUCGUCGUCGCUGACGAGCGCGGUGUCCAACACGUGCUCAAGAUUCACCGCCUUGGCCGCGUCUCCUUCCGCGCCGUACGCGCCACCCGCGACUAUCUGCGCCGCCGGCAGGGCGGCAGUUGGAUGUACCUCUCACGCCUGGCCGCUGAGCGCGAGUUCGUCUUCAUGCAGGCCCUUCACGGCGAGGGAUUUCCCGUCCCAGAGCCUAUCUCCCAGAGCCGCCACACCGUCCUUAUGCACCUCAUCGACGGUUGCCCGCUCCGCCAGGUCUCUCAGGUCCCCGACCCUGCCGCGCUCUAUGCCGAGUUGAUAUCUAUGGUCCUACGGCUAGCUCAGCACGGCCUAAUCCACGGCGACUUCAACGAAUUCAACAUUCUGAUCAGGGUAGAACGGGAGGACGAGGAGCCGCACGCAAAAGGCAAACAAGCCGAGACAGUAGCCGAAGCAGAUAGAACGCGAGUGAUACCCAUCCUUAUUGACUUCCCCCAGAUGGUGUCCAUGGACCACCAGAACGCCGAGAUGUACUUUGACCGCGACGUCAACUGCAUCAAGCAAUUUUUUGAACGACGCUUCCAUUUUGUUAGCACACAACCAGGGCCUUUCUUCAAAGAUGCCAAGAAAACUGUGGGUAAAGAUGGGGCUAAGAGGCUUGAUGCCGUAGUCGAGGCAUCAGGCUUUUCGAAAAAGGCUCUGAAAGACCUCGAGGCCGCUAUCAAAAAGCAACAUGAAGCAAGAGAUGAUGAUGAUGAUGAUGAUGGUGAUCCAAGAGAAGAUUUCAGCGAGGCAACCGAGGCAUCCGGGGAUGACGACGAAGAUAAGGACGAAUAUGAAAAUGAGGAUGGGAACGAAGAGGUAGAUGCAAACGAACCGGGUGCUGGCGUCAACACAGAACACGGCGCUCCCAGAGUAGACACACAGUCCGUUGCAAUUAGGAAUGAAACAUAA
Molecule: messenger RNA, 1275 nt
Organism: Durotheca rogersii
Lineage: Eukaryota; Fungi; Ascomycota; Sordariomycetes; Xylariales; Xylariaceae
Product: RIO1-domain-containing protein
Exons: 2
Coding region: 1-1275 (424 amino acids)
Biological process (GO): maturation of SSU-rRNA; protein phosphorylation
Cellular component (GO): nucleus; cytosol; preribosome, small subunit precursor
Molecular function (GO): ATP binding; protein serine/threonine kinase activity
Source: RefSeq, a predicted model, not a curated record